Molecule: messenger RNA, 5149 nt
Organism: Dromiciops gliroides (monito del monte)
Lineage: Eukaryota; Metazoa; Chordata; Mammalia; Microbiotheria; Microbiotheriidae
Gene: MFAP3
Product: microfibril associated protein 3
Exons: 3
Coding region: 330-1409 (359 amino acids)
Source: RefSeq, a predicted model, not a curated record
GUCGAAGGGGAGGGAGCCCUCUGUUCCCAGCCCGACUUCCGUCCGGCCCUGCCUUUCCCCACUGGAAAGUGCUUCCGAGGGCACAGCUGCUGAGGCAGCCGCUGCCGGAAGGAACGUUGGUCUCCUGUCCUGGGGCAGGUUAGUUCCUGGUCACCUCUAUUAAACUUGAAGAUUUCAAAGUGCAUUUGGGAUACAUUUUUUCCUCAGGAAACUAAUGCCAAGAAAUAGAUCUACUCCUCUGAUGACAAUACAAGUGCUCUGGCUUCCUAUUCAGCUUUUUGAUUAAGGUUCCAAAUUCAAUGAAAAGCACAAGUUCUUUCUAAUUUCUCAUGAAGCCACACUAUUGCUUGUUCACUUUGGUGGUGAAUGCCAUUAUUCCGGCUGCAUCUUUCCUGGAUGAUAUAGAAUACAAUGGAACGAUAGCAGUAGAAACAAAUCAUACCACUUACAAUGUCUCCUUUCACCCAGCCUUUGAAAUCUCAUCUAAUUCUCACACAAAUGGUGAUUUCAUUAUAGCCAAAGAAGGAACCAGCGUUUUGAUUGAAUGUCUUCUCACCACCAGCCAUUAUGAAGAUAUUCUUUGGUACAAUUCCAAAGGGCUGUUGCUUGAUCAGGAAGGAGGAGGUGGAAAAUGGUUGAUCUUCAAAAACUACCUGAAUAUCACCAGCAUAACCUUUGCUGACCGUGGGCUUUAUACUUGUCUAGUCACCUCUCCAGUCCAUGCUUCUUAUUCUGUCACCCUAAGAGUUAUCUUCACUUCAGGAGACAUGAGCAUCUACUACAUGAUUGUUUGUCUGAUUGCCUUCACGAUAACACUUAUCUUGAAUAUUACACGUUUGUGCAUGAUGAGCAGCCACCUUCGAAAGACUGAGAAAGCCAUCAAUGAAUUCUUUAGGACAGAAGGUGCAGAGAAGCUUCAGAAGGCCUUUGAGAUUGCCAAACGCAUCCCCAUCAUUACUUCAGCCAAGACCCUAGAACUGGCCAAAGUUACACAGUUUAAGACCAUGGAGUUUGCCCGCUAUAUUGAGGAACUGGCGAGAAGUGUUCCUCUCCCACCUCUCAUUCUUAAUUGUAGGGCAUUUGUAGAGGAGAUGUUUGAGGCAGUACGGGUGGAUGAUCCUGAUGACAUGGGAGAAAGAAUCAAAGAAAGACCAGCUCUCAGUGCCCAAGGUGGUAUCUAUGUCAUCACUUCAGAAAUUGGACGUAGUAAUUCCCCAGAAGGAGAUUCAGAGGAUGGCUCCCUGAAUGAGCAGGGCCAGGAGAUAGCAGUUCAGGUGUCUGUUCAUCUCCAGUCAGAAACUCAAAGCAUUGGUACAGAUUCUCAUAACAGCUGUCAUUCCAACCCAUCCGAAGAGGUAGGAUCUCCUGAACUCAACUCUAACUGCAAAGAGGGGGCAUCUGAAAGUUAACGUUUGAUAUCUUCACACCAAAUGGGGGAAGGUAUCUAGGAGAGCACACCUGCCUCUGUCAACAAUGACAAACAGCAGUUCCUGGGCUUUUUUUGCAGAAUGAAAAUCGCCAAAUUUCAUAGAGGGGAAUGCAAUUGUUUUCUUGUUUGAUGGUCGUCAGCUCCCCAAAUUUUUUUCAGACAUAGAUUCCUUGAAUUUUAGAGCUGUAAAAAAAUGUUAGAAAUCGUUGUGGCAUAGUGAGAAAUCAGAUUAGAAGUCAGAAGACCCAGAGUUGUAGUCUUUGCCCUUCUAUUGGUAACCAUGAACAAUUACUUUAUCUCGUGGCCUCAGUAAAAUAAGGGGAUCAAACUAGAUGAUCUCUAAGCCACUUUCAAGCUCUAAAGUUCUGUUAGCCAUUUUCUCUAAACCAGCAAAAUCUUUAACACAUCCCAAUUAAAAAAAAAACAAUCUUUCCCUGAGUCUUUCACUACCAAUUUAGGAAAGGGCCUAGAGCUUGACUUUGUUCCUUUGUUUAGAUGUCUACUCUAAUGUCAUGAUGCCAAAAGAUAGGAUUUGGGAGGUUGUUUGGUUUUUUUCCCCAAAUAUUUUAUCACAUGGAUAGUGAAAUUAUAUGUCCUUGGCUAAAUCUCUAUGAUGAACUAUGCUUGUAUAUUUGUUAAUAUACAAGAUAAAAUUAAUAUCCAGAUAAUAUAGGAUACUAAUUUAAAUCCAUGAAUAAAUUACUCUGAAUAAAUUGUUCCCAUUCGAAAGGUCUAUUUGUUUUUUAGGUCACUGGGUUACCAUUUAAUGCAUUGAAGGUAGUAACUUACCAAAUGGUCCAUUCACAAAGGUAAUUUCACCUAAAAGAACUUUUUCUUUGAUGUUUUAUUUGAAUAAGAUACAAGAUCCGACUGUCUUUCUCUGGUAUAAAUCAUGAGAUAUUAAGAUUUUUAAAUAAUUGUUCAGACUAACUUUUUUUUCCAGAUAUUCUGGGCCUUGGGAAAAGAUUGCAUGAGAGAAAUCCCAUUCUAACCAUUUCUCAGUCUUCAAAAGUCCAUAGAGUAAUUAUCCUUAGUCAUUUAAAUAUAGCAGUGAAGAUUGUCUUUCGGUAUCUAACCCCUAUCCUCUAACCCCUCUAACCCUAUUUGAAUUUGGAGACAGGACUGCAUUAGUGGCCAAUUAGAAGAAAUUCAAGAGGUUUACUAAGGAGUCUUAAACCUUUAAUAAAAUCUAUGUUAUGUUUACUUUUAUACUUUGAUGGGUCGAUGAUUUUACUGAUGUUUAUAUAUUUUCCACUAACUCACAGUUACUAUGGCCAAAGAAAUUCAUUACCUGGAAAGCCAGCCUUUGGAUGAUAAGCCUCAUCUGAAUUUCCUGGGCUUUUGAAUGACAGACACAUAAUCUAUCACUGGUCCCUUUCAGCUCAGUGGAACCUGCUAUGGGACUAUCAGGCAUGGUUUUAAAGGAUCCAGGCUCGGGGGUGGCUAGGUGGCACAGUGGAUAAAGCACUGGCCCUGGAUUCAGGAGUACCUGAGUUCAAAUCCAGCCUCAGACACUUGACACUUACUAGCUGUGUGACCCUGGGCAAGUCACUUAACCCCCAUUGCCCUGCAAAAAAAAAAAAAAGGAUCCAGGCUCACCUCCAUGACAUGGUGAAUCCAUAGCAGUAGGAUUUUAGUGGAAGUGGUUAUAUUACUGUAUAAAAAUAAAAUACCAGUUGGUCUUAGAAUUAUCUCAAAGCAUGAAUUUUGUAAUGUGGGAUUUGUGGUUCAGUUGUAUAUAUGAACCAUUCAGAUUGCAUUUCUUGUUUGAGAUGUGGUGUUAUUAUCUCUCAUAAACAUGCUAUACAGAUUAAUUUCUUUCAGUUCCUGAAAGUACAGUGCCAUAUAAUUUUAAAAACUUGGCAACUAAAAUGCUAUUUAGUACCUCACAUUUCUCUCAUUUGGCUUCCAAUUAUUGAAACAUAACCGGAAAGAAUGGCUCCUGAGGGAAACUUAGAGAAGAUUUGAUAAGCAUUUAAUUUCUGGUUUCACAGAAGUAACCCAUCUGCCCUGGACAGGAACAGAUCCAUGUACAAUUGUAUCAGAUGCCAUUAAGGAUAAAAAGAGAUGAUGCAUCCAUUUCCGAACUAGUGAAAGGUUGGGUAUUCUUAGCUGAUGAACCGAUAUAAUUCUACAAAUAUUGUUUUUUCCUAUAGAUUUUGGCCGUGGAGCAAAGGUCUUUGAUUUUGAACAUCUGAAAGUUUCAGAACACUUCUUUCUCUUUUCCCACUAUUACCAUAAUGUUAGAAGAACAAACAAAAUGCGUUUUAUUUAGUUGACCUGGUACACUCUGUUUUAUGUCCCAGAUGUGGCUUUGACCUAAGAAGAUGCAAUUUGAUCAGAAAAUACAUCUUUUUCUAGAACACAACUGCCAUGUUACAGAAAAUAGCUUUAUAUGGAAUAUUUUGCUGGGAGAAAUUGAAGUGUUUUAGGAAUGCUAAUAUAUGGUCCAUAAUGAUUACUUUCCAACAAAAUGACACCCCAGUUUGAUGGAUUUUUUUUCUGCAUAGUUUCACACUAAAGCAUGCAAUUUGAUGAGAACUAGCCAACCAAGAAAUAUGUGAGAAUAUUUUGAAAGUAUACAAGAAUAACUUGGUUUUGAAGCAAUUGUGGCUGCAUAAUUGUGAACAACCUAGAGAGAAUAGUCCUCUUGGCAGUUAGUCUAAAUCACCAUUUAAGCAGAGAUGUUAUCUCAGGCAUCCUUCUCCCUUUCCUAUCUACCCCCUACCACCAGCAUUAUUAAUUGAUUCCCUGAAAAUACAUUGGGCAAAAUUAUGAGGAUGUUGGAUUCAUAGCUCCAGCUCAAAUUCAAAUCAUUGCCAGUCACUUUGCAUCUCAGGCAAACAGAUAAAUGAGGUUUUAUUUUUUAAUUUUCCAAUAUUAUAUUGAGGAUCAAUUAUCAUAGUAGUGAUCUCAAAUGUUUGAUCUGAGCAAUGUUAUGCAAAGUAACCCUACAUUGUUUAACACAUGUUUUCAGGAAGAAGAAACCAUGUUUGUUAUUAUUCUCUGUAUUUAUUAUUCAUAUGUUGUCAGGUUUUAACUUUUUGUAAAAUUCUUAACUUUCUGAACUAAAACUACAGUUUCUGGACAAUCACUGUAGUGUAUUUAUCUUUUUAGCCUGACUUGGUUUUUUAAAGAUUAUAAAAUGCUGUUCUAUAAUAUUUCUAAAAUAAUUUCAUUAUGGACAUUUGUAAUUUUUAAAUUGUAUUGUGGUUUAUGAACAACCAAAAAUGUUGUCUAUCAAUGGUAAACUUACAGAAUAAAUUUUACCAAAAAAAAUGAAGAAUUUUCUCUUUUCUCAUUAAAAUCAAGAGCACUGUCUUUCAAGAAGAUACUGGUUUAGUUUGCGUGCUGUCCAAUUUGUGGCAUUGGGCUUUUUGUUCUAUUUUUACAACAAAAAUGUUGUUAUUACAACAUUUUGUCAUGUUUUAAUGUCCUGGCCUCAGGCCCCUUGACCAUCUGUUUCUUACCAACUGCCUAGAUAAAGAACCCUUCUUAAUUAGUUAAUACUAAGUAAAAACGGUCCCAACACAUACAGAUAAUCAGAAUAUGAAGUUGAUCCCCAAAUAAAAUGAUGAGUUCCAAACUAUUUCAAUCUAUUUUCUCUGUGGCCUUUUCUAAUCUCUAAUCUAUGUGCUUAAGUUUUGUUAUUUGGGGGGUUUUGUGUUUAUAUUGUAAUUAUAUUCAACAUAUAUUGUUAUUUGUAUAUUGCUGACUUGU